AUGCGGGGCGGCAAGAUAAACCCACAGGACUUUGAGGGUCUUGACGGGAAGAAGAGGGACCCGGAGACUGCAAGCGGAGCAAGCUACAACUACCUGUACGGCCCCGUGCCCAAGCUCGGCGCUGCCCUCAAGACCAUCGAGCUGCGUAACAACUGGCUGUCUGGCACUUUUCCCGGCACUGGCUUCCUCUCCUGCUCUGCCUCCUCCAACUGCCUCGCCAGCACAGGCACAUGCAACACCACCGCCACCACCCAGCGCGCAUUGGCUUCUUGCGCCGUCUGUAACUCUCCGAAGGGGGCUGAUCCCAUCUGUGCCGGCGGCACCUGUGCUCCCAACACUGCCGGGCCUCUUGCCUCCUCCACCACCCCCACUGCCACAUCUCCCAUUCUCCCUCGCUUCUGCAUGGGCGUGCCUUUAGACGCAGUGCAGGCCGGUAUUCUGCUCUCUGUGAAGACAGCUCUCGGCGUCACCCUCACUCAUUGGUCUGCCAGUACCCUUGGAAUACCCUCCAAGGCAAACCCUCUUUCCAGCGAGUUCAGUGAUGGGCCAAGGGUGCUGGGGCGGCGGCGCUUGGCAGGGAGCAGGUCGGGCAGGGAGAGGCUUCUGCUGGUGGCUUCAGGACAGGGGGGCAUGUGCACGAUUCAAGGCCAGACGCCCGUCCCUGGCUCCUGGCCAGGCGUGUUCUGCUCUUCUGCCGGCAUGGUUGUGGGCCUGGAUCUUCGGAGUUUCCUGCUGCGAGGCACCGUGCACGCCGAUAUCUCUAAGCUCACCACACUCACUGCGCUCUAUCUGUCGUCCAACCUCUUCUUCCAGCGUCUCGACUCCUUUGUGGCUCCUAUUCUGCCCACGGCCUCUCUCAAGGACCUUCGCUUCAGCUACAUUUAUCUGACAGGCUCGCUGCCCAAGCCUGGUGCCACCCUCAAGUUUCUCGACACGCAGGCCAACUUCCUCUCAAGCACCUUCCCCACGGCCACGCUAGCCUGCAACACUCGCCUCAACUGCUUCGCCAACGCAUCAGGCUGCUUCAACGUGGAUGGAACGGAGCAGAGGACAGCCACAGAGUGUAGCAUGUGUGGGUCACCACAGACGAAGCUGGGGCUGUGUGGAGGUGGCACCUGUUUGCCUGUCCUUUCACCUUCCCUCGCUAAGGUUCCCAACAGUGCUGCUGCCCCAACACUCAUGAUGACAUGUGCUGCCGUGCCCCUUGAUGCAACCUCUGGUGAGCCCCUUCCCUUCCUUCCCUGCUGCCGCACCAACGUGGCGUCCAACCUGUUGGAUGCGCGCAUGAGCGAGUGGGCUCUGCCUCUCACCGGUCUCAAGACACUCAAGCAACUAUAUCUCAACUACAACUGGUUCUCUGGCCCUCUGCCGUCAUUCCUCCUCUCCAUGUCAUCCCUCACAGCACUCAACGUGUGCUUCAACUACCUCGCUGGUCCCAUCACCAGCACUCCCUCUGCCUCCCUCAAGUCCCUCAACGUCGCUUCCAACCUCCUCACAGGAACCUUCCCAGCAUCUUCCACCACCGCAUGUGAUGCACGCAGCAACUGCCUAGCAGACUCCUCCAAGUGCCUUGCCUCUGGCUCCUCCUCGCAGAGGCCCUCCUCUGACUGCACCGUCUGUGGUUUGGGGGGUUCCAGUGCGGUUGUGUGCAAUGGAGGGGUGUGCACCCCUGACACUACCGAGCCACUGGCAGCACUCACGCCUAAUAGUGCCUCUGCUGCUCUGCUGCCUAUGCAGUGCUCGGGUGUGCGCAUUGACACCACAGCAGUGUCUGUGCUUGGGAGUCUCAAAGCUGCUCUGGGGGUGCCUCUCCCGGACUGGGGAGUGAACUCCCUGUGCACGGUGGCUGUUGUUGUUUCUGGAGUCAGCACAUCCUCCCCUCACCCGAGGGACUUGGGAGGCGUGCUGUGCAGCCCGGCCGGUGCUGUGGUGGGGAUCAACCUCAACACGCGCAAGUUGGCUGGGUCCAUGCAUGCUGAUGUCUCCAAGCUCACUGCGCUCACUGCUCUGGCUUUCUACUCAAACUUCUUGGCUGGUCGCCUGGAUGCCUUCACAGCGCCCUUCACUUCUCUCUCCAACCUGCAGAGUCUGAGCGUGCCAGUGCCAGGCACUGCCAUCAAGCACCUGGACCUCGAGAACAACUACCUCGUGGGAACCUUCCCAACAGUUUCCUUGCAGUCCUGCUCAGCACGGACCAACUGCUUCUCAAACGCUGCCGCUUGCACGGCGGACGGAGGCAAAGGGACUGCUCAAAGAGCCACGUGCAGUAUCUGCGGCAGUGCCGAUGGCACGGGGGUGUUGUGUGGCGCCAGUGGUGCAUCCACUUGCCAGCCUACAGCUGCUUCCCUCGCGUCCCUCGCCACACUUAACAGUCCCUCUGCUCUUGCACUCCCGAUUGCGUGCUCCCUGCUGCCGGCUAUGCCAGUCAACUCUGCUGCAAUGGCAGCGCUGCUGACGCACACAGGGUGGGCGGCAAAUGCUGUCUGCACUCUGGCGGGGACAGCUGGCACCGUAGCGAGUGGGAGCUUGACGGGUGUGGAGUGUGACUCGGCUGGCAACCCCGUCAAGAUCAACCUGCAGUCAAAUCUCUUCAGGGCACGCCUUGAAGACUUUGCGCUCAGGCUUCCUGCCCUCACCAACCUGGCAGUGCUCCUGCUGGACUUCAACUGGUUCAAGGGCUCGCUGCCCCCGCCUCUCCUCGCCAUGACCAAACUCACCUGCCUGAGCAUUGCCUACAACUACCUGACAUAUCGCGUUCCACCGGUGUCGACGACCCUCAAAGUGAUUGUCCUCUCCAACAACUUCCUCUCGGGCACAUUCCCUGCCAACUCCGCCACCUCCUGCGUCUCUGCUGGCAACUGCUUCACCAGCACCACCUCCUGCAACACUGCUACCGAGGAGGGCCUCACGGCGCAGCGGGCGACAGGGUGUGAUAUCUGUGGCAGUGCGGGCGGUCAGGGCAUGCUGUGUGGCGGCACAGGGGUGUGCACACCCAAUGCCGCUGCACUGUUCACUGCCAAGACGGCGAAUGCUGCUUCUGCUGCUGUACUCCCCAUGGCUUGUGUUGACCUUGUGUGUGCUGCAGCUGCACCUAUUGCUUGCCCCACUGACUGGCAUUGCCAGGGUCUGAAAUGUGCGGCACCUGCCGCCUCCAACUGCAUCGGCUACCUCUGCACUCCUUAG
Molecule: messenger RNA, 3183 nt
Organism: Closterium sp. Naga37s-1
Lineage: Eukaryota; Viridiplantae; Streptophyta; Zygnematophyceae; Desmidiales; Closteriaceae
Source: the annotation of a GenBank genome assembly